AUGGUGGAUGCUUCCACACAAUACUCUCCCCCCAACCAACAGAAAGCAGAACAGACUCCCACAAGUACCAUUGCGGGACUCGAACUGUCCGAAAAGGAGGAUCAUUCGCCCAAGACCGCCCCUCUCUCCGCCGCCGCAACGAAGCGCCGAGACGGCACCGUGUCGAGUCAGUCGCGGCCAGAAAGCACGACAGCGCAAGCGCAAAUAAAGAGACAUGCCGUGGAACCAGCCACGGCAGCACGCCCUCCUGCGAAUGGAGUCGAGCCGGAAGAAGAGCCGAGCGUGGAACCGUCGCCGGUGAAGAAGGCCCGUCCGGACGCUCCGCCAGUACGAAUAAUGCCCCUACAAUACGAAAACUGCAACACACGGGAUCUGGUGGUCCUGAUAGCUUCAAUGCUGAUGGAGCUGAUCCGGUACAAUGAUGCCAUCCCACUGAGGGACGGUCAGCUUACGCGCUUCCACUCACGCGCACCCCCGGGCAUUUCCGUCCUCGACUACCUCCAACGCCUGACGACACACGCAACGCUGUCGCCUCCUAUAUUACUCAGCGUGGUCUAUUAUAUCGAUCGCCUGUGUGCUCUCUACCCGGCUUUCACCAUCAGCAGCCUCACGGUCCACCGAUUCCUCAUCACGAGCUCAACAGUGGCGAGCAAAGGCCUGAGCGACUCUUUCUGGACGAACAAGACGUAUGCCCGAGUUGGAGGUGUGAGCAUGAAGGAACUCGCAUUGCUGGAACUCGAGUUUCUCACCAGGAUGGAAUGGAGGAUCGUCCCGAAACCAGAGGUUCUGGUAGACUAUUAUAAGUCUCUGAUCGCCAGGAACUCGCAGUACCAGCUCGAAGGUACAUAA
This is a messenger RNA of Cladophialophora yegresii CBS 114405, 849 nucleotides long. RefSeq names its product phosphate system cyclin PHO80. The record is from RefSeq and is a predicted model, not a curated record. The transcript has a single exon. Gene Ontology annotation, biological process: regulation of cyclin-dependent protein serine/threonine kinase activity. Gene Ontology annotation, cellular component: nucleus; cyclin-dependent protein kinase holoenzyme complex. Gene Ontology annotation, molecular function: protein kinase binding; cyclin-dependent protein serine/threonine kinase regulator activity. The coding region runs from base 1 to 849 and encodes 282 amino acids. NCBI's taxonomy places the organism in Eukaryota, Fungi, Ascomycota, Eurotiomycetes, Chaetothyriales, Herpotrichiellaceae.